This is a messenger RNA of Punctularia strigosozonata HHB-11173 SS5, 2328 nucleotides long. RefSeq lists its product as uncharacterized. The transcript is spliced from 4 exons. NCBI's taxonomy places the organism in Eukaryota, Fungi, Basidiomycota, Agaricomycetes, Corticiales, Punctulariaceae. The record is from RefSeq and is a predicted model, not a curated record. The coding region runs from base 1 to 2328 and encodes 775 amino acids.
AUGGUUCCGGCAGUGCUAUGCAUGCUAAGCGCUCUUUUCAUUCCACUACUGGCAUCUGCGCAAUCCGCAUGGCAUGGUGAAGUCACUCCAGGGUCUAGGCGGCUCACGACGUUUACUCCAUAUUUUGUGCCGGAGGGUUGCAAGAGCUACGACUCGGCAUCUCCUCUCGUUCAUUAUUCUGGAUUGUGGCUCAACACUUAUUCUGCUUCCUAUAUUGCGAACACUCUCCGUCAAACACACAAAGCGGAAGCAUCGUGUUCGUUCAUGUUCCGAGGUACUGGCGUCGAAUGGUUCGGAAACAUAGGUCAAACCCACGGAACACAUGACGUGUAUGUCGAUGGACAACUUGUGCAAACUGUCGAUACGUAUAGCGAUGUCGCCCGAAAACAGCAACGCCUGUUCUGGAAAUUCGGUCUCGAAGACCGCACACACAUGCUCAAAAUAGUGAACACUGGCUCCAAGCAUGAGCUCUCGGCCGGAACGACUAUGACCGUCGACGCGUUCGUGGUCACCCAAGGGGCUCAAUCGCGUCCUCCCAACCUCGGAACCUACACUGCGGAGACGCUUCCUCCGGAUGCAUCCAGAUUCAAGAGCCUUGCUGCUGCACCUGCGUGGGAGCUCGUACAGAAAGGAUCCACCGGAGUUCACGCCAUGCAACUCUCGAUCAUAUCCUCAACUCAUGCGCUCAUCGUUGACAAGGUCGAGCACAACCCGCUCACUGUGGAGGGCCACCCUGCUUGGGCCGCACUUUACAACCUGGAUACGCAUGCGGUCAAACCUCUAAGCCUGCAGUCGAAUUCAUUCUGCGCCGGCGGCAGCUUUCUUGGAAACGGAACCCUCAUCAACGUAGGCGGAAACCCAAUCGUCGAGGAUCACACGGGCGCGGCGGAUUUUGGGGACGCCAAUGGGCUGCAAGCAAUACGCGUAUUUGAACCCUGUGAAUCUCCGGAUGCGGAGGGAUGCGCCAUGACCGAGGAUCACCAAAGGAUACGGAUGGCUUCCGCUCGGUGGUAUGCGUCGACUGUCCGGCUGGAUGAUGGCAGUGUCAUGAUUAUAGGCGGGUCUACCAAAGGCGGGUGGAUGAACAAUGCGACUACCAACAAUCCAACGGUUGAAUACUUCCCACCAAAAUCCAUCAACGGGUCGAAAGGACUUCCAGUACACAUGCCGUUCCUGGUGGACACCCUGAAUUCAAACCUGUUCCCAAUCGCCAUCCUCCUGCCAAGCGGUAGGGUUUUCGUAGCGGCCAACCAAGAUACCAUGAUCUACGAUUGGAAAACCGCGACUGAGCAGCGACUGCCUUCUCUUCCGAACGGCGUCCGGGUGACCUAUCCCAUGACAGGAACGGCUACCCUCCUCCCUCUCACGUACGAAAAUGGUUUCGUCCCGGAGGUCCUCAUAUGCGGCGGCUCGACUAUUGACGAUCGCAGGCCUGGAAGCGAAAUCUCUUCCCAAGAAGCUGCCUCUGACCUGUGUUUCCGGAUGGUACUCGAUGAUGCAGGGAUUUCUGCAGGCUGGCAAUCUGAGAAGAUGCCUCAAGCCCGAGUUAUGCCUGACGCCGUGUUGAUGCCUACCGGACAAGUCGUCAUUGUCAACGGAGCUGGGACCGGCAUAUCCGGCUACGGCAACGUCGUGAACCAGGUUGGCCAAUCCAAUGCCGACAAUCCAGUUCUUUCUCCGGUCCUCUAUGAUCCUUCUGCGCCUUCCGGAACACGUUUCUCCACGCAGGGCAUGCCAACGAGCGCAAUACCUCGACUCUACCACUCGAUCGCGACGUACACCCCGAACGGAGACAUUAUGAUAGCCGGGAGCAAUCCAAACCUGGAUCGCAGCGAAGUUGACUAUGGGACAGAGUAUCGCGUGGAGUGGUUGCGACCGCCAUACAUGGGCGGAGAACGGCCCGAGAUCGUUGGUGGCGUCCCAAAUACUCUCAUGUAUGGUGAGGGCAACGGGGCGUCGCUACAGGUCAAUGUUCCGCAGUCAAUGGGGGUUGAACGUGCAGUGGCUCUGAUGGAUCUUGGCUUCGUGACACAUGCCAUUCACGCCAGUUCCCGCAUGGUCAGGUUACAGGCGACCAUGCGGCCAGGCAACAGUUCAAGUCAAGUCCGCCAGAUUGAUAUUUCUAACCCGCCACAUAACGGCAUCUACCCCCCGGGACCGGGGUGGCUUUACGUCGUUGUCGAUGGCGUACCCUCGAAGGGAGUGAAAGUUAUGGUGGGCGAUGGAACCGAUCCACCGUUUGACGCUGAAGCGUUGGAGAACUUACUCAAGAGCACCAAGGACGAGGAAGUAAAGGGGAAGGGUCACGACUCGGACGUGGCUGAAUGA